AACGUGAACGUGGGCAUGAACGUGGCCGCCGCGGCCGCGCACCACCACCACCACCACCACCAUCACCACCACCACGGGCCCGGCGCUUUCUUCCGCUACAUGCGCCAGCCCAUCAAGCAAGAGCUGUCGUGCAAGUGGGUGGACGAGGGGCAGCUCAGCCGGCCCAAAAAAAGCUGCGACCGGACUUUCAGCACCAUGCACGAGCUGGUCACGCAUGUCACCAUGGAGCACGUCGGCGGCCCCGAGCAGAACAACCACAUCUGCUACUGGGAGGAGUGCCCGCGCGACGGCAAGUCCUUCAAGGCCAAGUACAAGCUGGUCAACCACAUCCGCGUGCACACGGGCGAGAAGCCCUUCCCCUGCCCCUUCCCCGGCUGCGGCAAGAUCUUCGCCCGCUCCGAGAACCUGAAGAUCCACAAAAGGACGCACACAGGUGAGAAGCCCUUCAAGUGCGAGUUUGAGGGCUGCGACCGGCGCUUCGCCAACAGCAGCGACAGGAAGAAGCACAUGCACGUGCACACCUCGGACAAGCCCUACAUCUGCAAGGUGUGCGACAAGUCCUACACGCACCCCAGCUCCCUGCGCAAGCACAUGAAGCCGGCCGCCGCGCCCAGCGGCGCCGGCCACAACCCCGGCCUGCCCCCCAAUUUCAACGAGUGGUACGUCUGAGCCGGCCACGGGACCACCGGGACUGGGACCGACCCGACCCACGGCCACACGGAACCGGGGAGUGCUCCCCCACCCGCCGGCUGCAGCUCCGGCUUGGCCCAUCGGAGGCUCUCCCCCUCGCACCACCGGGCGAGCCACGGCCUUUCUCAGGAUCGGAUUCGUUUCCCCUCCACCCCUCCUUUUUUAUUUUAUUUUUAUUUUUUUACCCCGCUUUUAAUUUUCCUCCCCUCCUUCGGUGCCCUCCUAGCCCUGUUUCUUUCUCCCUUUGCAACCCCGACGUGAAACGUUUCCUUCUUUCGCUGGGGAGAUCGACCAGAGGAUGGAAAGAAACCCCCCUCCGCCUUAGUGCUGAUUGUUUGCAACUCACAGUCUUAAACCGUGCCAAAGUUCCUGUUAUGUCUUGAACUUUCCUCUCUCUCUCUCUCUCUCUUUCUCUCUCAGCAUUACACUUGUGAAUGUAUUCUCGUCUGAUGGGGUCGCUCCGUGUUUUUUCAGGAUGAAGGGUGUGGUGUUCUGCCCGGAUCGUGACCGUUUUCGAGUCUGAAACCGUUGCCUUUUUGUAAUAACUUCUUCUUCUUCUUUUUUUUUUGUAAAUACAUAUCCGCGAUGCCAUAUUUAUCGUUUGUAAUUUAAGGAUCGAGACAAAAAAAAAAAAAAGUGCCGGGAACUGAACAAUAUUUAUGGAGAAGGGAAAAAAAAGAAUUAAUAAUAAUAAUUAAUAAUAAUAAUGGUUUUCUAACAAAAUAAAAAAAAAAAAAGAAAGAGUGGGGAAAAAAACGAAAGAAACACAAGAAAAUUCCCUGGGAACGGAUGGGAACUCUGUACAGCUUUUGGUUAUAACUGCUUUAGCAUUAAAAGUUUAUUGUUUUGGAAAGAGCCCGUUCCCCGCGUUUUUCCACCCCAUUCCCCCUCCUCUCUCCGGGCAGCUCUUUCCCCUGGUAGCCCGGUUCCCUGCCGGGCCCGGCCCGCUGCCGUGGUCGCGGUGCUGUGCUGUUGCGUGUGUCCCCCCCGCCUCCCCCGCGCCCUCUCGGACUUGUGCUGUUGCAAACCCAGUGUUGCCGGUGGAGUCACGUCUGUCUGGGAGCAGGAGGUAAACGACACCCGGCUGCGGAGAGCGGGCGGAGGAGCAGCUCUGCCCGCGGGUGUCUGUGUGUCCCAGGCAGCGCGGGUCCGGAGGGGGUGAAGAGCUGUUUACUUCGGAUUAAAGACGAGCCGGGAUCGGAUGGAGAAGCUCGUGGGCUUCGGAGAAGUUUUUCGCCUCCUAAGUCUGGCCCAGCAGGUGAUCGCGGCUCCCGGGCCCCAGGGAUGAAUGCGGGGGACGCGGGGAGGGCUGGGGCCGGGAGGCAGGAGGGCUGCGGCUCCGCAUCUGGCAGCAGGAUCCUCCCUCCGAGCCGGGAGAAAACCCGCCCGACGCCGGGGCCGUGCGAGGCCUGAAAGGAGGAGCAGAUCCUUCCUCGGCCGAGCCCGGCCGGGCUGCUCCAGGUGCCGCAGACAGCCCCGCCUUGAACUUGACCCCGGCGCGGGCGGCUUCUUCUUGCAGCCCAAGCCAAGCCGGCGGGGCCCCGAUCCGGGCCAGGACACGAGGACGGGACGGGACGGGACGGGACGCACGCUCCGCAGCCGCGCAGGAUCCUACAAGGAAAAUGAAGUGUCUCAUGAAAUGGAGUUGUUCUGAACAUCAGGAUUUUUUUUUUUUUUAGUUUUUAAAAGUCCUGUUUUGACUCAUUUUUGGGUGAGGUUGCUUAGGUCUGCUCUGCCAACACCAAAAAAAAAAAUCUAUCCAGGUGUCUUUUUUUUUUUUUAACUUUAUGCAAUGGUUCCAUAACAUAGGGAAACCUUGCUAUUUUUAAUUCUGAAAUGCUAUUCUUCACUUCUAGCAAGUAUUAUCUUUAUUUUUAAUAAGCCCUCCCAAACCUCACGUGCUCAGAAAAUUGUUCUCUUGAACAACGGACCCAUCAAGACAAUCCUAGAAUAAUCAGCAUGAGGAAUGGAUGUCAGCCGUGGAUGGAUUGCUGUGUUUCUGGAGCCCAGAUGUCCCCGGAGAGCUGAGGAGCCCCAGGAGACCAGACUUGAGCCAUUGAUGGUUAAGCCCGACUUGACUCACUGGAGUCAAGGCCACCAUAUGGCCCUUCCUUUGAAAUAGGACCUGUGCCAUAGCAGCUGGAAACAAGGAAGAAUCAUCAACCUUUCAGUAGCCACCUCUCCUGGGAGCCCCAGCAAUUGUUUUGAAGGCAAGGAGCGGUCUAUGGAGCACAGUUCAGGACUUGGCUAUAGCAUGGAGGUCCGUAUUCUGCUAUCGAGCUCUACGACGGCACCCUUAAAACUACAGAUUUGCUUUUGUUCAUAUCCCUACUGCGAGUAUCGACUCCGUGUAAAGAAAUAGGCUCAGCUGAAUGACAACACAUGUUUGUCUCCUUAUCCACCCCCGCUACAGACUUCAUUAACUAUCAAGAGCACAGAGAUUUUGGGGGUGCCGGUUCCCCGUGCCGUAGUAACACGGUUUCCAGUAUCCCAAUGCAUUACUCUAUUUCUUUUACCCGUAUGCAGUCUGACAUGACUUUGCUCACGUCUCUCUUGCCGUCUGGCAAAAUGCAGGAGCUGAUUGUUGCUGCACUUAACUGUAGCUCACAUAUUUUGUACAUGGUAAAUUUGUGCCUGUGCUGGUCGUGCCUCGGUUAAAGUCUUUCUUACUGCUGGUGAUGGAAGUGUCUGCUGCUGCAAUGAAUUGCUCCCUUUAAUGCCAUUUGCUUUGCCUUUUCAGAAGUGUGUUACUUUUUAGUGCUCUCUGAGCCCACAGUAAAACUCUCUGGAGCGCACACAGCUCUGUCUAUCAUAAACCGCCGUUAUACCACAUCUCAAGAAUUAAAGUUUAACUGUGGGCAGAUUCUAUUUUCAGAUAGCAUUGCAUGGAGACUGUAUUUUCAAAAGCAGUAACUCAAACCACACUGAUGCACAACUGUUUUAAAAUGUAAGAAUUCACACAUGUUUUUUAUUAGCGUACACAUAAAACUGGAGCAUAAUACAGUAGGAUUUGGCAAUAAAACGGGGUAGUAGAUACAUAAAUUUUAUGCCUAGUUUUUUAGAUUAAGGAUUCCACUUUUCUUGAUGAAUUGAGCGCAGAUGAGCAAAAACACAACAGUGAUUAAACACGGAGACUCUGGGCACAUAAAGCGAUGUGGUGGAUAGUUCAGAGUUCACUUCACUAGUUUUUCCCCCGCCCCCCCCCCGCCUUUAGACACAAAUUGAGCAUGGAUUACUUGAUAACCUUCUUCUACUAGCCAAACCACUACAGAGACAUUUUCAGUCUCUUCAAGUCCCUAUUGUUCUCAAGAAAUCACUUCCUUAAGAAAUACCCAUAUGUCGAGGGGCUCCGUAAUAUUUUGUGGGAAACAAAAUUGAGGGUCAGAUUCAUCCUCUUGUUUGAGUCCCUUGAAGUCGGGCUCAGCUGGAAUGAAUUGCCCUGCACGGCGUUGCACCAGGGAUGAGUCUUGCUUUCCAUUCCCGACAGCGAAGCAAGAAGUCGUUUAGAUGUCUUUUACCAAUGGUAGCAGCUGCAGGUCGUGGGAAACGGCAGCGGGCCCCGGCAUCGCAAGCUUGGCGUUCAGAUGUGGGCACCUUUGCUGGGCAUCCCCAGCUCAUGUUUGGAAGCUCAGAUUUGUACUUUGGGGUCUUCGCAUACCUGCUGAGUGCCGCGGUGCACGACCCAGGUGUCUGAAUGUGGGCUUUGGAGCUCUUUCUUGCAAAACGGGCUCUGCAGAAAUACUUCAGAGCAGCACGUCAUUCAUCUGGGAA
This is a messenger RNA of Alligator sinensis (Chinese alligator), 4461 nucleotides long. It is a transcript of the gene ZIC3, whose product is annotated as Zic family member 3. The record is from RefSeq and is a predicted model, not a curated record. NCBI's taxonomy places the organism in Eukaryota, Metazoa, Chordata, Crocodylia, Alligatoridae. Gene Ontology annotation, cellular component: nucleus. The transcript is spliced from 8 exons. Gene Ontology annotation, molecular function: DNA-binding transcription factor activity, RNA polymerase II-specific; RNA polymerase II cis-regulatory region sequence-specific DNA binding. The annotation marks the transcript as partial. Gene Ontology annotation, biological process: regulation of transcription by RNA polymerase II; central nervous system development.